AUGUUGUCUAGAAAUAUUAUCAAUGGUAGUAGGUCGAUUGCCUGGGCAUCGACCAGAAACUAUGCCACUUUGAAAGAAGUUGAAACUAGAUUGAAGUCCAUUAAAAACAUCGAAAAGAUUACAAAGACCAUGAAAAUUGUCGCUUCUACUAGAUUGAGUAAAGCUGAGAAAGCCAAACUAGCUGCAAAGAAGAUGGAUGCUGCUGACAAACAAUUUUACAACAACGCCGAGACAAAACCUUUGGAAGCAGAGGGUGAAACUCCUAAAGAAUUGGUCAUUGCCAUCACUUCGGACAAGGGUCUAUGUGGUGCUAUUCACUCACAAUUGGCCAAAGCAGUCAGAAGACAUUUAGCUGAAGCUCCACAAGCUGAUGUCGUUACUAUUGGUGAUAAAAUAAAGACCCAACUAUUGAGAAGCAAUCCAGAUAAUUUGAAGUUCUCAAUCAAUGGUGUUGGUAAAGAAGCCCCAACUUUUGAGGAAUCUAGUUUGAUUGCUGACAAAAUCUUGACCGAAUUGAAUGCUGGUAUUUAUCCAAAGAUCUCUAUCUACUACAAUGAUCCAAUAAGUUCUUUGUCAUUUGAACCUACUAGCAAGCCAGUUUUCAAUCCAGAAACAAUUGAACAAUCCCCAUCAUACAGCAAGUUUGAAAUUGAUGCUGACAACAAGGUAUCCCGUGACCUUUUUGAAUACACUUUGGCUAACCAAAUUAUGACCGCAAUGGCCGAGGGUUAUGCUGCUGAGAUUUCAGCCAGAAGAAAUGCUAUGGAUAACGCUUCUAAGAAUGCUGGUGAUAUGAUCAACAGGUACUCCAUUCUAUACAACAGAACUAGACAAGCUGUUAUUACCAACGAAUUGGUGGAUAUUAUUACUGGUGCUUCAUCUUUGGAGUAA
This is a messenger RNA of Nakaseomyces glabratus, 891 nucleotides long. It is a transcript of the gene ATP3, whose product is annotated as F1F0 ATP synthase subunit gamma. The record is from RefSeq and is a predicted model, not a curated record. Lineage: Eukaryota; Fungi; Ascomycota; Saccharomycetes; Saccharomycetales; Saccharomycetaceae. Gene Ontology annotation, molecular function: proton-transporting ATP synthase activity, rotational mechanism. Gene Ontology annotation, biological process: proton motive force-driven ATP synthesis.